Molecule: messenger RNA, 1185 nt
Organism: Vigna umbellata (rice bean)
Lineage: Eukaryota; Viridiplantae; Streptophyta; Magnoliopsida; Fabales; Fabaceae
Product: polygalacturonase-like
Biological process (GO): carbohydrate metabolic process
Molecular function (GO): polygalacturonase activity
Source: RefSeq, a predicted model, not a curated record
AUGAAGUUCUCUUUGAUUUUAUUAUUUUUAUUUUUUUCUACCAUUAAUUUUAUUUUUGUUCAAUCAGCUACUCUUGAAAUAUCAAAAUUUGGAGGAAAACCAAAUCAAGAUAUAGCUAAGGCUCUUACAAGUGCUUGGGCUGAAGCAUGUGCAUCCACAUCUGCUGUUAAAAUAGUGAUUCCAAGUGGAACAUAUCAAAUGACUCAUGUAGAUGUAAAAGGUCCUUGCAAGGCUCCUAUUGAAAUUCAAGUUGACGGCACAAUUAAAGCACCUGUAAAGCCAGAGGACGUUGGAGGUGAUCAAUUGCUUAGGAUCGGCUAUGUUAACUCCUUAACCAUAUCUGGUAAUGGAGUUUUUGAUGGUCAAGGUUCAUAUGCUUGGAAACAGAAUGACUGUUCAAAACAAGUCAAAUGCAAAUUGCUUGGCAUGAAUUUGGGUUUCAAUUUCAUCAAUAAUUCAAUAGUUCGUGGAAUCACAACCAAGGAUAGUAAACACUUUCAUGUCAAUGUUUUGGGCUGCAACAAUUUCACAUUUGAUGGGUUUAAAGUAACUGCUCCAGGUGAUAGUGCCAACACCGAUGGCAUCCACAUUGGAAGAUCCACCGGUGUGAAUGUUCUUAAUACACAGAUUGCCACUGGAGAUGAUUGUGUCUCACUAGGUGACGGUAGUAGACAAAUACUUGUGCAAAAUGUGACAUGUGGACCUGGUCAUGGUAUUAGUAUUGGAAGCCUUGGCAAAUACAAGGAAGAAGAGCCUGUUGAAGGUGUCACAGUUAAGGGUUGCACUUUGAAAGGAACUACUAAUGGAGUGAGGAUUAAGACUUGGCCUAAUCAGCCAGGAACAAUUACAGUUACAGACAUGAAAUUUGAAGAUAUUACCAUGGACAAUGUUUCGAACCCUGUUAUCAUAGACCAAGAGUAUUGUCCAUGGAAUCAAUGCUCCAAACAGAAUCCAUCGAAAAUAAAGAUAAGUAAAGUUAUCAUCAAGAAUAUCAAGGGAACUUCGGGAACUAAAGAAGGACUUGUUCUUGCUUGUAGCAGUGGUGUACCAUGUGAGGGUGUAGAGAUAUCUAAUGUUGAUCUCACAUUUAAUGGAGCUCCGGCAACAGCUACGUGUUCUAAUGUCAAGCCCAAAAUAACAGGGAAAGUUCCUGAGUGUACAGCUCCAACUACUAAAAAAGAAUAA